Vigna umbellata (rice bean) is the source of this 1949-nucleotide messenger RNA. The record is from RefSeq and is a predicted model, not a curated record. NCBI's taxonomy places the organism in Eukaryota, Viridiplantae, Streptophyta, Magnoliopsida, Fabales, Fabaceae.
UGAAGGAGAAAAACUGCAUCUUGAGGGAGCAUCACAGAUGGUUCCUGUACAAACCUCUUCUGGGAAAAACAUGAGUGAAGAUGGUCCAUCAUUGGCAAAGGAAAAGACCACUAAUGAUCCAGAAAAAGUGCAUCUCAAGGGAGCAUCACUGACGGUUCCUGCACAAACCUCUUCUGGGAAAAACAUGGGUGAAGAUGACCAAUCAUUGGCAAAGGAAAAGACCACUAAUGAAGCUAAGGAGGAGAAAACUUUGAAACAAGAACAGGAGCAUAGAAAUGAUUCUGUGAUGAAUUCUCCACAAACAAGCUCUUCAAUCGUUGGGAAAGACGACAAAUGGGAAAAUUCUACAGUAAGUAAAGUCUGUAACUAUGCCAGAGGAAAAUGGGUCCCAGACAACAAUCGACCUUUAUAUUCAGGUUUUGGUUGCAAACAGUGGCUAUCAACAAUGUGGGCUUGUCGCUUGAUGCAGCGCACCGAUUUUGAAUAUGAGAGGCUUCGAUGGCAACCCAAGGAUUGUCAAAUGGAGGAAUUUGAAGGUUCUAAAUUCUUGAGAAGGAUGCAAAACAAAACUCUAGCUUUUGUUGGAGACUCAUUGGGGCGACAACAGUUCCAGUCUUUAAUGUGCAUGAUCUCUGGUGGUAAGGAUGAGCUUCAUGUUGAGGAUGUGGGGAGGGAGUAUGGAUUGACUAUAGCUGAUGGUUCUGCCCGUCCUAAUGGGUGGGCAUUUCGCUUCUCAAGCACUAAUACGACCAUCCUGUACUACUGGUCUGCAAGCCUAUGUGAUGUUGAACCUAUUGAUAUAAACAACCCUAACACGGAUUAUGCAAUGCAUCUCGAUCGACCACCAGCGUUCUUGCGCCAGUAUCUCCACAAGUUCGAUGUAUUGGUUCUCAACACAGGUCACCACUGGAAUCGGGGAAAGCUCAAUGCUAAUCGAUGGGUAAUGCAUGUUGGUGGUGUGCCAAAUACUGAUAGGAAGAUAGCAGUGAUUUGGGGUGCCAAGAAUCUUACAAUCCACAGCAUUGUUAGUUGGGUGAAUUCACAGCUUCCAAAAUAUCCAGGUCUUAAAGCAUUCCUUCGGACCAUCUCUCCUAGGCAUUUUUUUGGUGGGGAGUGGAACACAGGAGGCAGUUGUGACAACACCAAACCAAUGUCUGUUGGAAAGGAAAUAUUGGAAGAAGAGUCUAGCGAUCAAGGCGCUGCACAUGCAGUAAAGGGAACAGGUGUUAAACUCUUAGACAUAACAGCUCUUUCUCAGCUCAGGGAUGAGGCUCAUAUAUCACGGUUCAGUAUUACAGCAAAGCCCGGUGUGCAGGAUUGUUUACACUGGUGUUUGCCUGGUGUUCCUGAUACAUGGAAUGAAGUACUCUUUGCUCAAAUCUAGUUUGCACUAUAGUGCUCGAAGAGUAUUUGGUUGGCGUUGAAAAGGUUACGACCAUUUCAUGGCUUGGAAAGGGUCAUUCACUUUCAAAACCAUAUAGUUUUUCAGGGAUGCAAUCAUGGAGGUUUGCCACAUGAGCUAACUGAGUUCGUUCUUCAGAGAAGAUCUGAUGAAAUAUCUGAAGUCGUACGUUGCAAAGAUUUGCUUUACGGUAUUGCCUUAGAAAUACCUCUGAAUACUUAAAUUUUUUGGUCUUUUGUUGUAUGACUUAUUUGACACGUAAAUUAGUUACUCCUUUAUAUGGCCAACACAUAUAGAGUGUUCAGGAGAAAAGAGGAUCGAUAAACAGCUGCAGUAUAGGAUAGGAUCAUUCGACUGUUACUGAAAGUGAGCUCUUCAUAAUUUAUUGUAGCCUAGAUUUAAAUCAGAUAGAACAGGAAACACCUGUGCUCUCUAUUUAAAAACGAAACAUGCAGGGAGGGCGGAAGAGAAUAGUGUAUUAUUACAAGUUUUGGAUUUUUUUAUAAUGGAGUUUCAAAGCUUAUAUGGCGUAUAUUGAUACAUGUCA